Messenger RNA from Pecten maximus, 2427 nucleotides. Its product is annotated as diaminopimelate decarboxylase 1, chloroplastic-like. Gene Ontology annotation, molecular function: diaminopimelate decarboxylase activity. The transcript has 9 exons. The record is from RefSeq and is a predicted model, not a curated record. The coding region runs from base 268 to 1761 and encodes 497 amino acids. NCBI's taxonomy places the organism in Eukaryota, Metazoa, Mollusca, Bivalvia, Pectinida, Pectinidae.
AUAUAACCUUAAGAACCAUAAUGCUUCCACUUAGCUAUUCACGCGAGUUAAGAAAUAAGGACUUUAUUGGUUGUUUGCUAUCCAUAUUCGACUUUAAAUAUUUGGUAAUGAGAUAUAUGUAAACAACCUUAUCAUCCGUCGAGCUGGAUCCAUACAAGCAGGUUGUAAUGUGUAUUGAUCGUUGCUGUUGAUCUUAUCUCAUUAUACAUAAGACACGUACAUAGGCUGUGGACAAACGUGUAACACACCGCAAGGUAGCAUUAUGCAAUGGCGAACGAGUACUUUUCCGAGUUUUUCCGUUACAAAUCAGAUUACUUGUUCUGCGAGGAAGUGAAAGUUGACGACAUUCGUCAAAGUUUGGAAUCUUCAUGUUUCCCACCGAGCCCGUUCUUUUUGUACAGUCGAAAUCAAAUCCAAAAAAAUGUGAGACUUUAUCAGGAGGCUCUCAGCCAACGUGGAUAUACUUCUCAGCUCAAUUUCGCAGUCAAAGCAAACCCAAAUGUCGCCAUUUUGAAAGAAAUGAAGACACUAGGAUGUUCGUUAACUCUUGUCAGUGGAAUGGAGCUGAGGCUGGCCCUAAGUUUGAACUUUGACCCAAGAUUAUUAAUGCUCAAUGGGAAUGGAAAGGUUGAUUGGGAGGUUGAAAUGGCUGUGCGAGAGAAGGCUUUGCUGAACAUUGAUGGAAUGUUUAAUCUCGAGCAGACGAUACGGAUAUGUAGGAAUUUAAAAUGUACAGCAAGGGUUCUAGUAAGAAUCAAUACUAACAUGCAUAUGGAUGUACACGAAUACCUGAGGACGGGUGAACUGGGAUCAAAAUUUGGUACGCAAAUAGAUGAAAUGGACCACAUGCUGGAUGCCAUCAGAAAUGCUCCUGAAGUCGUGUUGGUAGGCCUGCACUGUCACAUCGGAUCAACCAUUCAAGAUGUAGACAUGUACAGAAAAACUGUGAAACUGAUGGUAGCGAAAUUCAAAGACUUGAAGACAAACGGGUUUUCAGAAAUGAAGUAUUUGAAUAUAGGUGGCGGAUUGGGAAUACCUUAUACAAAACACGCCGCGAGAACAACCAAAUGCUUGCAAUCCCCCAUAUGGAACACACUUAUAGAAAGUGACACAGUGGCAAAGCAACAAUUCAAAUCUGAAAGCUGUGGAGAUAUGUCACAAUAUAACUUCGAAGUGGAAUUGAAACGACUAGUAAAUGAUGGCAUUCUCACAGAAGCAAGGUGUUCAUCGCUUAUAUCUGAUGAAGGCCUAUCAUCAGAACAUCCGUCUCCUGUAGAUUUGGUGUCUUCGUUUUCGGACUUCAUUGCAGACGAUAUGGUUGUCAUCCUCGAGCCUGGAAGGUCACUCGUCGGCAACGCCGCCAUCCUUGUGACUUCUGUACUUGGCUGUAAGAACAAUGGAGAUAAAAACUUUAUCAUAACGGACGGUGGUAUGACGGAGGUGAUACGACCUUGUCUGUAUGGGGCCUACCACCACAUCGACCUCACAGAACCCACUAGAGAUUUGACGGGAAGACGACUUUAUGACGUAGUCGGACCAGUGUGUGAAUGUGGAGACUUUCUUGGAAAGGAUCGGUUCCUGAACACGCCUCACUCUGGAUGUGGACUUGCAGUGUUUGAUGUUGGCGCUUAUUGUUCAUCCCAAGCAUCAAACUAUAAUCUCCGUCUCCGGCCAGCGGAAGUGAUUGUUGACGGCCAGAAUUGGACAGUGGUCAGACGUCCAGACUGUUUUGAUGAUUUAGUGAGACCAUAUGCGGUGUGAGGACUCUGUGUCAGCAUUACUAAACACCGUCAUACUUUAUAUUGUAUUAAAAACAUUGUAUAAAUAAACAAAUUAUAACAAAACAAUGGUAAAGAUACAGAACAAUAUCUGAUGCCCAAACAUUUCAAUUGGAUGACAACAGAAUUUAACAGUUGAUGGCCAAACAUACAUCUCAAUAGGACGACAACAGAAUUUAAAAGUUGAUGGCCAAACAUCUCAAUUGGACGACAACAGAAUUUAACAGUUGAUGGCCAAACAUCUCAAUUGGACGACAACAGAAUUUAACAGUUGAUGGCCAAACAUCUCAAUUGGACGACAACAGAAUUUAACAGUUGAUGGCCAAACAUCUCAAUUGGACGACAACAGAAUUUAACAGUUCACAUAGUUUACUCGAAAUCAAAUCAAUACAGAUAUGAUGUAUAUGAUGACAUUUUUAAGGAUAAAAUAUGUAUACUGUAUGAGACAUUGAACGAAACUUAGUCUAUCUUGGACACAGGGGACAUUUGUAUUGCAGGCAACUUAGACCAUGUCGUAUUUAUUUGACAAUGUCGAUCAAUAUCGGUGACAUACUCCUACAUUGUUUACUGGUGAAUGGUUCUAGUAGAAUUAAACGUUUCAAACGACAUUUAUCCGGCAUCCCUGGAUAACACAUGUCGGUUUAAUGUC